AUGGACUCAGACGAUGGAGUAGUUUGCCAAAUCCGGGCCGGCAAGUGCAUCCUCGAGGGCAACACCGCACGCCCCGACCUGAGGAAGGGCACGCUCAGGCUCCACAGGCGGGACUGCGACCAGGUCGAGGACACGUUCUACGUAUUCGAAGACGCCCUGCUAGAGCGAGUUGAUGAGUGCAAGGACGGGGAGGUGUACGCGCUCAGGUUCACGGGCAACGACCACAAGGUCAUGUAUUGGAUGCAGGAGACCUCGCUCGAUGUCAUCGAGGCGUUCGUCGAUACCGUGAACACCGCUAUCGGCUACAAGGCGAUGGAUACGGACGAUUGA
This is a messenger RNA of Babesia bigemina, 330 nucleotides long. RefSeq lists its product as hypothetical. Bases 1 to 330 code for a protein of 109 amino acids. Lineage: Eukaryota; Apicomplexa; Aconoidasida; Piroplasmida; Babesiidae. Gene Ontology annotation, cellular component: proteasome regulatory particle, lid subcomplex; cytoplasm; nucleus. The transcript has 4 exons. Gene Ontology annotation, molecular function: ubiquitin binding; proteasome binding; endopeptidase activator activity. The record is from RefSeq and is a predicted model, not a curated record. Gene Ontology annotation, biological process: ubiquitin-dependent protein catabolic process.